GCCUGUAAGGAAAUGAGGCGUUGAGCUCUGAGAGGAGGAGAGAAGGAGAAAAGGGAGGAGGGGGGGAAACUUGCUGGCAACGCCUGCCAGAUUCACAGCAGCUCUGCGCGAUUUAUCGCAUCUUCGCAUCUAACACUAAGUGGCUCAUCCAGACAAUUUACAUUUACAGUCAACCUGCAGAACUGCUCCUCCAAGUGCGGAGUUCAUGCAUAAAGAGUUUUCACUGCUGAUGCUGGGGAGAUAAAACCUUUAUCUCCCAUCUUCUCUUAUCGCCAUCUCAUAUUUUCCUCCCCCGCGCAACUGAGUCAACACCGGUGGCAUAUUGGACGCGCUGGAUGGCUGCUGCAGUUAACGAACCGGUGUGAAUCCUUUUGUUCAAUCUUCAUCUUCCUCUGCCUUUGAGCCUGAAAACAAAACAACUAGUGCAGCAAUAAUGACAGACCCGGCGACCCAAGACCCUGUCCCAGAGCUGACUAUUGUGGAUCCCUGCCCAGUCACGGUGCGGAACGGCCAAUGCGCCCCGGAUGGCUUCACUAACCACCAUCACCAGCAAGCCAAGAGCCCCAGCCAGCCCGAGGGGCUCACCACGGGCCAGGAGAUGAAAAUCACAGACGGUGUGGAGGGAGAAGGUCUUCUUGAGAGCAGCAUGCGCCUGAAGCCCCAUGAGGCUCAGAGCUACAGGAAGAAGGCACUCUGGGUCUCCUGGACCUCCAUCGUGGUCACACUCAUACUGGCUGUGGCAGCUUUCACUGUAUCAUUCAUGAGGCACAGUGCGUCAGCCUUUGGAUUUGCUUUUGAUGCCACGCUGGACGUCCUGUCAUCAGCCAUUGUCCUCUGGCGCUACAGCAAUGCGGCAGCUGUGCACUGUGCACAUAGAGAGUACAUAGCAUGUGCAGUCCUGGGGAUUGUGUUUGUUCUCUCCUCCAUGUGCAUCCUCGGAAAGGCCAUUCAUGAUCUGGCUGCCAGGGUGCCCCCACAAGUGGUAAGACCACACACACAGAAACACACACACUGGCUCACUCUUUGUAAGAUUUAUAUUAAUUUCAGAAAAUAUUUCAGGACAUUGAGCGGGCUCACAUGCUCUGUGCUGGCAGUGGCCAAAUUCAUGCUGGGAAAAGUGCUGACUAGCCGGGCACUCAUCACUGAUGGAAUUAACUCCCUGAUUGGAGCUGUUAUGGGAUUUUCCAUUUUGAUCAGCGCCGAAGUCUUCAAGCACCAUACUGACGUCUGGUUUCUGGAUGCCACCAUGGGCGUUAUCAUUGGACUCAUCAUUAUGGCAUAUGGGGUCAUGCUCCUGAAGGAUAUGGUGCCCCGCGUGAGACAGACGAGGAACUAUGAACGCUUUGAGUGAGAGACCUGUGUGUUGACCAGACGAGCAGGUUCACACACACACACACACACACGCGUACCCACACACCUGGCUGCCUCCUGUCCUCCGCCCUCUUCUCUCUGUCUUUCAUACACACUUACUGUACAUGCACACUUCACCUGCACAUACAUACAAAUGUUACACACUCAUGUUCUCAAAUACAUGCAUAUAUAGGCAUAUGCUGUAUAUACUGUACAUACAGUAGUACAUUGAUACAUUCAGACAUAACAUGCAUGCACACAGACAUUUGAGAGAUGCUGAGUGAAAAGGACAUGAUGGAAGACCAUCUCCUGGAAAGACAGCACUUCAUUGAAUUCCUUCUUUUCUUCUCUUUGUCACUUUUUGUCUGUGAAACCACCAUUUGAGACUCCUGUCUACCAACAGAGGCUUUUGAUUCAUUCAAUCUGGACAUGCAGUACCUGCUGCUAACACGCCACCAUUCACACACGGCAGUGUUUACACAGAAAGAAGCAGUAUAAUGAUUUGUCUGUGUGGGUUUAGCUACUACCUUUGUGGGCAUAAUGGUAAUAAAAUCAAAAUGUUUCAGAAGCAGUAGAUUGUAUUUAAGCGAGGCCUACACAAAAACUCAGUAUGUUUACCCAUGUAAACAUAUACACAUACAAUUAAAGUAUGAAGAACUUUUUAAAAUAUCUCCCUGUUAUAUCUUAAUUAAAAAUACAAACUAUAUUGAGCUGUGAUCCCCACUAUUUUAUUAGUAUUGUUAUUACUUUUAGCUAUAAUUAAGUACAAGUCCUCCUUUUCUAAAACACAGAGAACCAGUAAAAAGCUUACCAGCAUCUAUACAUCCUUAUUCGUUGCUGAAAGAGGAAAAGACAAAGUGAAAAGCAGAGAGAAAGAGACUUUGACAGAGAGCCCAUACAGUAAGCAAUACUGAGUCAGUAAACACUGCAAUCAAGGUCAGCCUUGAUCUGAAAUCAAGCAUUAAAAAAGAGACACUACAAACAAAUAUUUAUCAUACAGUGGCUAUAAACCUAAGUGCACAAAGCUGAGGUUAUCUGACCUGUUACAUUGCAUAGCUACUGCACUGUUUGUGAUGUGUCCAAACACACGAGAGCAGAGUUUUCCUCCUUCCAUAGGUGUUUGUUACUGACAGUUCAGCACAGUUCCCACAUUGGGUGGUUACAAACUACUUCAGGGUAUUUAGCCAGUUUUAUCUUAACUGCUGCAUCUGACUUAACAUAUGUUUCAUUGCCAUAUUGUACAUAUCUUUUGUUAACAACACACAUACCUUAGUUAUUUAUUGUAACCCAUUAAAAACUUUUUUUUACUUGCAGUUUUGAAUAUUGCCAAAGUAUUACCCACUAAUGACAUUAGUAAUGUUUUUAUAAGAUGAUAAAAAACAGCAAAAGCACAUCAAUUAUCUUGUUUUAGCUGCAAUAUGCUUUCAGCUUUAGUUCACGAAUAGAUCUUAAAGCACUAAACUCUGCAGGAACGUUUUCUCCACAAUUAGCUGUGAUUCUGUUAUUUAUGAUUUUGUCUAUGGAAGUUUGUACUUAAUCAGGUUGGGGUAUUUAUUACUUUUAUUAAUAUUUUAUUUUCCCCUUUUGGCUGUAACAUAUGGGAAAGAUAAAACCUAAGAUGAAUCUAAGCACAAAGACACAGACAUACAGUCCAAAUCAUUUGCAGAGUGCAUUUUCCUCUGUCUGCAUCUCUAAUUAUUACCUAUUUGUUCUGCACAUCCUCAUUGUUAUCAUUCAUCAUUAUGUGCAACAGACAAUGUAAAUACAAACCUCAUAGUCUGUAAAUAUGUUUAUUACACUGUUUGGGUCCUUCAGUAAUACAAGUCACAAAUAGUCAUAGUGCUUUAUGGCCAGCAUAGUAGGCUUUUUGGAGUAGACAGCUCAUAGUUAAAAUACAGGAUGAUCAAUGUUACAUAUAGCCAGCAAUGUUUACUCUAGUGCACAUAUAUGUUUUGCAUAUUACUGUAGAUUAAUGGUGAAAUGAAAUCACAAGUCUAACUGUAAUUGUUUUGAGUGCAAGUGAAAAUCUCAGACUGGAUGUAGGUGUGAUCUGACAACACUCUUCAAGACUCAGCUCUGUUUUUAUCUGAUUACAAAUAUCUUUUUAUCUUUGUUUUCCAAUUCAAAGAACCUUGUCUAAUUAAGAAAUCAAAUUAUUCGAUUUUGUACAAAUUCAAAUGGAUUUAAUUUGACAACAAAAAUAGACAGAUGCUGUAUUAUGUACAAACAAAUACUGGAUAAGUUCACUAGUGACCAAACAUUCUCACAAUUAGUCAAGGUACAGGUAGAGUGUUGGUGACCUUUUUUUCCUUCUAUGAAUGUGGAUCCAUAAUGCUGGUGAGCCUCCUUGUGGUUGGAAGCGCCAUGACAAGAGUAUUAAUAUUCACUGAACUGAAUCCAAGGGAGCAUCUAUAUUUAGCCCAGGUUGAAUACAGAUACAAAACCUUGGACAGCGACCAUCAAGGGGCCUACAUCUGCUCUCUACUCUGUAAUUACCAAGCAUGAGAUGAAAUACUGGAUGGGGUGCAAAACUAUGUAAUUGAUAUUCUUUAGUUUUAUUGGGUGAAGAAUAAGGAUUAGCUAUAAACUGAAGGUGGAACUCAGUUCACACCACGUCAACUCACCAACGGUGCACAGAUUUGUAAUCUUUCCACCUCUCUUAGAUGCAUAAAAGACAAUCUUUACAACGACUUACUGGCAAAGCACAGUGUUUACAUGCUGACUUAUGGUGUGAGAGAGGGGAACCCAAAUGCAAACAUAAAAAGUAUAGUGAGGAACUCAAAUACUUAAUAAUGGCAACAGCUGUUCAAAUAAACAAGGAGACACAAGUAUGACAGUGCAAUUUCAACACUGACGUGAGGCUAUGGGUAGAGACAAAUGGCAAACAAUGACUAGACUGGAAAUGACAAAAAUAAUAGUGGAUGGAAUAGUAAACUCACAAAGCAAAAGACAUGACUGGGACAGGUACAAUAACUGGGGAUACUGCCUGGGAGAACAAGGCAACAAGAGCCAAAGACAGGCAACAACUAAUGACACACAAUUAUACAACUAACUAGAAACAAAAGACCAUGACCAAGACAAGUAUGACCAGCUACUGAGCACACAGGCUAAAGGCCGACAGACAAAACAACAAGAGGGAAAAGAAACUAAAUGACAAAACUGGGCACAAACCGGUUAACAGGUGCAGGACAAGCUUUUGGUAAAUGAGAACACUAUGUUAGCAGCACAGGGAUCCGAACAGUAGAAGUCAAUAAACAAACCAGCAACUGAAUAUAAAGGCUGACAGAACAGGGCCAAUGAGCAGCAGGUGUAAGUGAUCAGAAGUAAUCAGUGGCCAAAGUAAAGCUGGAGCAGGUGAGAGUGGCAUGAGACAGGAAGUAUUUUCCAAAAACCUUGGCUGGGUUCUGAGAUUGUGUCUGUGGCCCGCUUACACUUCUCAGGGGUGGGAAAUCUUUGAAGGGGCUGCACUUGUAUGCAGUUGUAUUUCAUUCAAGACGUGUUUUUUCCUUCUGCCCCGUGACCUGCCCCAUGCAGCAUGACCCUCAUGCUCCAUCUAACUAAAAGACUGUUCAAGGAUUGUGAGAAAUGACCCCAUGAAACUGCUAACUGUGUUAGUUUAUUUAAACAGUCCAAAAACAAGUUUAAUACUGCAGCCUAAUUAUUCUGUGCCAAAUCACUGAAAUUAUGUAGUUGCAUGCAAAAUGUGGGCAUCUGUGGGAAGUUUACAGAUUGUUUUUUGAAGUGAAAAGAGGUAAAUACAACUCCUGCAACAAAUAGACAUUAAAAAUGAGCCUUUCUUCAAAUGUUAAUGCAGUGUUACUUUUUCUUUCAUUGAUUUAAAAUGUCAUGCAGUGAGUCACGAAAGUGAAAGGAGGCUGGCUUCUGAAACAGUGAAUUAACAUUUGGCAUUACAGUAGCAUUCUGCUGUUUGCUGCAUAGGUUGCAUUUUCACUUCACAAAUCAGCAAAGUAUGUCGUUUGCCCAGGGGUGUCCAAACAUUUGCAUACAAAUGUACAUCUGCUCUUUUUGACAUGUGUGUAUCUUAUUAUUGGUGCAGAAAAGGCAUCAAAUCAUUUACACUACUUCAUUUCACAAAAUUAUGAUAGCAAUACAACCUUCUUCCCUGUUGCUAAAGGCUUUGCAUGGACUUGUAAAAACUCUGACAGGUGCACACACACAUACAAAGCACAGAUGGAAAUAUGUAACAGAACUGACAACAAAUCUAACUACAGUGUACGUAAUAGAAUGUUUAACUGUCUGUUUGUACAAUAAUGACAUCAGUGGUAUUGCAGAUGAUGUAAAACACCAUGUAUUUAUGUAAAAGAACAAUGAAGUAUGUCUUUGUCAAAGAGCAAAGUUUUAUUGAUUAAUAAAGUUUUAUCCUGCUUAUUCGUCA
Molecule: messenger RNA, 5746 nt
Organism: Monopterus albus (swamp eel)
Lineage: Eukaryota; Metazoa; Chordata; Actinopteri; Synbranchiformes; Synbranchidae
Gene: tmem163a
Product: transmembrane protein 163a
Exons: 8
Coding region: 434-1351 (305 amino acids)
Cellular component (GO): synaptic vesicle membrane
Molecular function (GO): zinc ion binding
Source: RefSeq, a predicted model, not a curated record